Caenorhabditis elegans is the source of this 1494-nucleotide messenger RNA. It is a transcript of the gene rpn-13, whose product is annotated as Proteasomal ubiquitin receptor ADRM1 homolog. Gene Ontology annotation, cellular component: cytoplasm; nucleus. The coding region runs from base 6 to 1226 and encodes 406 amino acids. The record is from RefSeq and is marked reviewed. NCBI's taxonomy places the organism in Eukaryota, Metazoa, Nematoda, Chromadorea, Rhabditida, Rhabditidae. The transcript has 4 exons.
CAGAGAUGGCUGCUAUGUUCAGUAAUACUCGCUCGGUCGCUUCCUCUUCUGGCCAUAUUGUCGAAUUCAAAGCUGGACGCUCUCGCCUUGAAGCUGGAUCCGGAGAUACUAUGAGAAAAGUUGUUGCUGAACCCAAAAAGGGAUUGGUAUUCAUUAAGCAAAGUAACGACAUGCUCAUCCACUUUUGCUGGAAGGAUCGUGAAACUGGCGCAGUUGUUGAUGACCUCAUAAUCUUCCCCGAUGACGCUGAAUUCAAAGCUGUUCCUGGAUGCCCUGAUGGCAAAGUGUAUAUGCUCAAGUUCAAAUCUGGAGAUAUGAAGCUUUUUUGGAUUCAAGAUUCAACACCAGACGUUGACAAGGAUCUUGUGAAGAAGGUCACUGACGCUCUGAACAAGCCGCCGACAUCUCGUCCAGCUGCUUCCCGAUCGGCUGGUUCUAACGCAAACACUGAUCGUCAGUCUGCUGGAGGAUCACUUAUCUCUAGCUCAGACAUGAAUGCUCCCCUUGGAGGCAUCGAUCAAGGGCAAUUGAUGUCAUUGAUUCAAUCUCUGCAAGGCGGAAACUCUGACACUCUUCCAAUUUCUUCCGUGCCUCGAGGAGAGGACGCAUCGUCAGAAGCAGACUGCGAGCCUUCGACGAAUGCAGCUGAGGAAGGAUCUUCAAAUCCACUUUCCUUGAAUAACCCGGCGAUUCAACAAAUCUUCAACAACUUGGGACGCUCACAAAAGAAAGAGGUGGCAGUCUCUCUGGCAACUGCUCUGUCGAAUGAAACGGUUGCUGAAGUUGCUCGUAACCACGCUGAAGAGCUCGCACCGCAUCUUCCAACUUCUGAUGAUCCAGCCCGGGAGCUUUCUGAGACAGUCAGAACUCCGCAAUUCAGACAAGCUGCUGAUACACUUGGACAUGCACUUCAAACUGGUCAACUCGGGCCAGUAGUUGCACAGUUCGGAAUGGAUGAAGCCACAGUUGGCUCCGCGAAUCAAGGUGAUAUUCGUGGUUUUGCUGCUAAUCUCACAAAGGCUGAGGGAGGAGAAGAUGCUGCCAAGACUCCACGGGUUGAUAACCCGAUCUGCCGGAGAGCUGUGAUGCCGUCCGCUUAUCUCGGCUUCUUUUCCCCCUCAAUUGCGGCAACGGUGUCUCGGCUAGAAAACUCGGACGAUGACGCCACUCGCGAACCAGAGCCAAAGCGCAACCGUCCAGACAACGAAGAUAUGGAUGUCGAUUAAACUCUCUGAAUAAACAAAUUCUUCAUCACUUUUGUGCAUAUUCCCCCUUAAACUGUGUUCUCCGUGUUCCUCUUUUUCCGACUCGUCCCUUUAGUAUUUCUUCAUCAUGCCAGAAAUGGUGUGAUAAGAUAGUAGAGCGAUGUUUAUCGACCACUUCUCUUCGCUCUCUUUCAUUUAUUCGACCUUCAAGACGUCCCCAUUUUUAUUCCAUUUCGAGAACUUAUUUAUUCAUUGUAAAGUACUGCAAAUAAACCCUUUUUACCAUCAA